Messenger RNA from Phascolarctos cinereus (koala), 6851 nucleotides. NCBI's taxonomy places the organism in Eukaryota, Metazoa, Chordata, Mammalia, Diprotodontia, Phascolarctidae. The record is from RefSeq and is a predicted model, not a curated record.
GCUGCAGUGAGUCCCUGGCUUCUGCCGAGGGUGCCCCGCCUGGCGCCCCGCCCGAGCUGCCGGGAGAUCGUCCCUCGCCUGAGUAUCCCUAGCCCUGGCGACCUGCGCGCACCCUGCGCCGCUAGGUUUGCUCGGUCCAGAGCCGACUGUGCCCGGGAAGGUAUAAGUGGGGAUGGCUGUGCUCCCUAGCAGGAUCAGGGGAAACCGGCGCGCCUAGCCGCGGGAUGGCUCAAACUCUGUACAUCUUAAGAGUGAGUGGCCCCUUUGGAAGUUGAAGGAAGAAAGAAGUUGUUUUCCGUUGGGGGCUCCCCACCCUUCAGAGGCGCCUAUCACAAGGUGUGAGCACGUCAUGCACACACUGUGGAUUGCUCAAGAAAGAAUGGGCAAGAAACACACACUACUCAACAUUAUGGCCUAAGGUCGACAAGUAUUAAUCAACAGGAAGGUAUGCCCCCAGACGCUGAGUACCACAAGCAUGGUGACUCCCUGUGGCUUCAGCCCCCACCUUCAUUCAUCUGGGGAGCAAGGAGGACUGAUCUUUCAGGAUGGAAACCUGAGCUCAGCGUCUCUCGAUGCUUUGAUCCAGCACCUCAUCCCUACCACAGAUUACUACCCGGAAAAAGCCUACAUCUUUACCUUUCUGCUGAGCUCCAGACUCUUCAUCGAGCCCCAGGAGCUCUUGGCCCGAGUCUGUCACCAGUGCAUUGAACAGCAGAGACUGGACGAGCCUGUGCUGGACAAGGCCCGGGUCCGAAAAUUUGGUCCCAAGCUCCUGCAGCUGUUGGCAGAGUGGACAGAAACGUUCCCCUAUGACUUUCAGGAGGAGAAGAUGGUUGGCCACCUGAAGGACAUGAUUCGCCGAAUUGCACCCUGUGACGAGGCUUACUGGAAAAGGAUGAAUCAACUCCUGCAGGCACUGAAUCAGAAGCUUGCCACGCUUAGCCAUGGACAGGAAGGUCUAGUCAAAAUCAAUGCCACUGUCUCAGAUAAGCUUGUCUCUUUUAAGACGAAGCCUCCUCCCUCAAUUCAGCGAGACAUCCUGAGUGUCUGCAGUGACCCUUACACUCUGGCCCAGCAGCUGACCCAUGUAGAACUGGAAAGGCUGAGUCACAUUGGACCUGAAGAAUUUGUCCAGGCUUUUGUGCAUAAAGAUUCUUUGGACAGCACAAAGUCUUGUUUCAGUGACCAGAACAAAACAAAUAACCUUGAAGCCUAUGUGAAAUGGUUCAACCGUCUGUGUUACCUUGUGGCAACUGAAAUCUGCAUGCCAGCCAAAAAGAAGCAGAGAGCUCAAGUGAUUGAGUUCUUCAUCGAUGUGGCUCGGGAGUGCUUCAACAUUGGGAAUUUCAAUUCACUGAUGGCAAUCAUCUCGGGCAUGAACAUGAGCCCUGUCUCCAGGCUAAAGAAGACAUGGUCCAAAGUGAAGACAGCCAAGUUUUUCAUCCUUGAGCACCAGAUGGACCCCACGGGCAAUUUCUAUAACUACCGGACAGCACUGAGAGGGGCAGCCCAUAGAUCUCUCACUGCCCACAGCAACAGAGAGAAGAUAGUCAUUCCUUUCUUCAGCCUGCUAAUCAAAGACAUAUACUUUUUGAAUGAAGGAUGUGCCAACCGCCUUCCAAAUGGACACGUCAACUUUGAAAAAUUUCUGGAGCUGGCUAAACAAGUUGGGGAAUUUAUAACAUGGAAACAAGUGGAAUGCCCAUUUGAACAAGAUCCCAACAUCACCCACUACUUACACACAGCUCCCAUCUUCACGGAGGAUGGUCUUUAUCUGGCUUCUUAUGAAAGCGAAAGCCCAGAGAACCAAGUAGAAAAAGAGAGGUGGAAGUCUUUAAGAUCUACUAUUUUAGGAAAGACUUGAAGAACAAAGAACUGACAAAGUAGGAAAAGAAAAAAAAACAGCAAAAAUACUUUGCACUACUGAUUCCAAAGAUGCCUAUUGGGGAUUUAGGUGUCAAUUUCUUUCUCUUUUUUUGAUGAACCGCAAAACAUGAUGAACUGCAUUCUCUGCUGAAAUUGACAGCAUUCUGCACAAUUCUCCUUUUCUAAACUCUUAUAUCCUGGAAACAACAGUGGCUUUCUGCCACUCCUACCCAGGGGCACCAAGACUGCCUGGGUUGAUGGUUCCCUUGUCUCUGAAGACAAGAGAGUCAUGUCACGGUGCUACGCCGAAGCUUUGCGAAGCUACAUGAUCAAAUGGAAACAAAAAAGCCUUCAGUAGGUGCUUCAAGAAGCAGCCUGUAAGUGUGUUCCCAGGACCAUGAAAUGUCACUAAUGUGUCUAAUUCUAUUCAGUCUUGAAUGAAAACUUUGUCCUCCAACUGGGAUAACCAGCCUAGUUGGGUAAUGAGUGCAUUGCAGUCAAACAACACCAACCAAGACAAAGGACCUGGGGAGCCUUGAUAUCACAAACACAACGCCAUGGGAACUGUCUAUUCAUGGCUUUCUUCCUUAAUCGUUGCUUCUCUUUCUGGAACUCAAAGCAGAAGAUUGGUUGAGCAUGAAAUAAUACUGGCUGCAUCAAUUGUACCUUCAGCUUCUGCUGAUGAAGCACAUUGCUCUGAGAGAUGGGUUUACCUCUAAUUAAGGCAUGUGGGUCAUUCCCUGGUUCUGCUGAUGCUAAGAAAUCUCUUCCAUGACAUAUGAUGAAAUAUAACUGUGUGAAACAGGUCAGUGGACCAAAACUGAUUUCACUUAGUAGAUAACUCAUAGGUUAAAAUUAGUGGAGUUUAGUUCUGAUGUGAUAUCUGUUGUUUAAAAAAAUAUAUAUUUAUCCCUUGGAUCUGAGAGAACAUGGUAUAAAUACCCAUAACAUCAAGUUAGAAGGAAGAAUCUAGUAUCUCAGGGCUCCUAAAUAGUCACUGUUAUUGGAGAUGGAGAUAGAAUGUGCUUACCAUUUCCUCUCCAUAAGGAUUCAUGUUGUAUAGACUAUAACAUGCGCAAAACAAUCAUGCACUUACAAGAAAUAAAUGGAAUACCAUCCUGUGAUGUAAUUAACAUAUCUGCCGCAUUCACUCACACGCUACACUAAUAACCCAUAUUCGUAUUAUUUUUGUUCCAUGGAUUAUAGAGCAUAGUUCUGUACCUGGGGAAAUGAACAGUCCACGGAACAAUUGAACCAAUCGCUUUGACCAUUUUAAUGAUCAAUAAAGAUUGCCUCAUUGAGCAGAAUUGGCCAUGAUGAUGUCCAGUCAAUUAGGAACAGCCAUGUUCAGAGGCUGCAUUUGGACCCAGACAAACACAAAGCCCAUAUUUCUUGGAAAAUUUGGCCAAAAUGUCCAGUGAAAUGGGAUCAUUUUGCUGCUGCUGCUGUAAUGAACUGGUUGAAAGUCUAGAUAUGUCCGGGGGCUACGUAUUAGCCCAUGCCUUUGGUGAGUAGUUGUCCAGGGCAGGAAUCCUGUGUUUUCAUGGAUGUUCUAGUAGCAUAUCCAAAUAUUGUUUGCCUCCCCACGCAUCUGGCUGUUUUUGUUGCCCCAUUAAUGAAAAGCACAGGAUGCACAAAGCCCUACUGUCGCCUGGUGCAGCUGCUAGUCAUUGGCAGUUUGGGGGAAUCGAUUUCCUGUAGUAUCCUGGCAAAUCUGAUCUGGAAUAAACCCCUGUUUGAAGAAUCCCUAGGCAGUCAGCAGUGCUAAGCCUCCAGCCUUGGGGUUCGCUGUCCGUGUACACCUGCAACAAAAGCCAAUGUUCAAUCUUGUAAUCUUUAGAUUUCUGCCAUGUAAAGCUGAGGUGUCAGAGGCUCUAGAAGUAACUUAUCUGUCGUUCUUCGGGAGCUGACCUGGGCCUGUGACCAACUCCUGGCAUCUCCCCAAAAGGCUCAGCCCUAGGAAUACCUGCCAGCCCAAGCCUUUGGGAAUAGCAGGAUCUCCGUUGGGACAAUUCCAGUUAACACUGCUACUUAGUUGCCACCUGAUCCUGGGCCUGUAGUUUUUCUAGCAUGGAUCCCAUUGCCUGUCUAUGAGAUUGUCACCCUACCAUGUGCUUCCAUUCGUUUGGAGAGUUUAGCUUAAGCUCACCAUGGGAAUGGCCUCCUUUAGCUAGACGAAGAUUCAUCACAGUUCCUAAAGGGGAAUACGUUCCAAGAUAAUGAAUGAGUAUUCCAUCUAUGACAGUCUGUUCAUUAUAGAGUCCCUUAACCAGGUGUACAUGGUAUUACUAGGUCAACCUGCCCCACCAGUAGGGCUAGGCUCCCCAGAGAUUCUCUGUGGGGGCCUAGAUAAGAUAGGCAAAACCAUCAAAAGGUCUCAUAGCUGGAAGACCUUUUUGGAAUCCUGACUCGUGCAGAAUGAUAAACAUACCUCCUCUCCCCUCCUGGCAACAUGGGAAAUGACAUAUCACAAUAUAUUACAUCGGCUGUGUAAACAAGAAACUGUAGUCACUGAGAAUGGUGAACUUUCUGCAUUUGCACCAAAAUCCUCAAGUAUACCCCAUGCAGAUCUAUGCAGAAACAGCUUUGGACACUAAGCAAAGUCAUUAAUUUCCCUGCUUUAUUAACAAUUUUUCUUGUAUUGUACCAAAGUUUGGUAAAGAACACAUUAAUUUUGCCAUUCGAUAUGCAGUUUUAGAAGACUAGUGCACAGUCUUUUAGCUCCUUAUUCUGGUAUGGAUGCAGUAUCAAACUGUAGCUGUCAAAAGCUAAAUACCAUUCAUGUGCAAGUUUAAAUAGCUAGCUAUUCAUAUUUUCCAUCCUGCUAUGGUAAAACACAUCCACACUCAAUCACAGGUCACCAGAACCAGUGGAUGCUUAUCUGACUGCAUUAGUGAGGAAUUUUGUUUGUGAAAAACACUUAACACUGAACCUAUCUUCCAGAACAAAGAGAAUGUAGGCAUGUGCAGCUCUGUGGUGUGCAUCCUGGAGCUCCAGGGAAAGCAAGAGCUUUCCUGAAACCAUAGCAUGAAUUAUUCACAUGUUCUUCGCAGCCCAGGCUGCAGAGUGAAUAUGAUAGAAUGAACCUUCGAGGCUUCUCUCUGGGAAGAAUGCCAGGAGCCCUGCCAUCUCCAGGGGCCACACCAGGCAGUUCUGUGGCUCCUUAGUGCCCAUACUUUGCCUUCCAGCAAAAGCAAGGAGCUUUCCGCAAAGAACACAGAUUCCGCAGGUGGCUGCUAAGCACUGAAUAAACAGUUCCAGGUGGUCAGUGGCUUAGGUCCAAGCACAGAGAGAAAGUUCUGCACCCAUUCUGCCUGUAUGUACACUGAAUAUGAGGAUGAGAUAACAGGGUUUCUUCUCUCCCUUUCUGUGAGAUGUCAGAGGAAGGGAGUUAAUAAUGAGCUCAUUUCACUUUAGAAAAGGAUUCAGGUCUUUAUUAACACUCACCUUUAACAGGAUUUUGUUGCAAAUAUGUUGUUUUAAUAUAUUUUUUAAAAACACAGAUGCUAGUUUAUUCAUGAUUAUCAAGCCAGCUGAGGGUAUGUCUCAGAUUUCUGAAUGUCUAAUGGGUCAGCACCAAGGCGCUGGUGGGAAUUUUUCUCUCUCUCUUAAAAGGAAAACAGUUCAUGUUAGACAAUUUAAAAAACAAAACCUCAUACUCAUUAGCACCACUGAGUAGGAUAGGGAUAGGGACUAGACCUGUGAUUUCAUCAGUCUAGGGAACCCCCAGGUGAGGAAAUUCUCUCUACCAAUGUAGGUUGGCACUUUCUCCGCAACAAAUCAUCUUAGAGAAUUUGCAGGAGCACCGAGAGCUUGUGACUUGCCAAGGUUAACAUGUCCAGUCUUCAUCAGGGGCAAGAUAGAAACCCAGGUAUCCUUGGCUCUCAGGCUAUUUCUCUUUCCAAUACUCCAGGUUGCCUCUCACCAUUAAGUAACAAAAAGAAAAUGGCAGGAUGAGUCAUAGACAUUACUUGAGGUACACAAACAUUUACCUUGUUACUUACCUCUGUAAAAGCAGACCAAAUGGUAGGUUGGGUCCAUUUGAGUCACAAUCAAUUUGUUAGCCCAAAUACUUUUGGGAGGAAAGAGAUUUCUACUUUGAGUUUCUCUAGGUUUCAAGUGUAGAGUGAAAAUCAUUUUUGAAUUUAAAAAAUCCUUUUUCAGCUUUUGUUUAACCCUACUUGUCUUCUGCAGUGAUAGGUAGCAUUACAGAAUUUUAGAGCUGGAAAGGAUCUUAGAAUUCAUCUAGGUAAAUCCUUUUAUUUGACUAAAGAGAAAAUUAAGGUGCUGCAAAGUAACUUGAUUGGCCCUAGAUCAAUGACAGCUUGUUAGUGGAAAGGAGUCAGGACUACAGGCCAGGUGCCGUAUUCCUAAUCCACAAUUGUUUCCAUCAUAUUUUACUGUAUCCCAGACAAAAGUCUUUCCACUGGCAUUCUCCUUUCAGACAUUCACCCUUCACUAUCAGAAAUGAAGAAAACAACCUGUGUACAUGUUCAGUGAAAUUCUGCAUUCAGAUUCCAGAAUUCACCAGCUUCUAGGUGCAGAUAAUUUAGAUGGUUAAAUGAAAUUCUAAGAAUCAGUCUCCUAUUAGACAUCAUCCUAUGAUAAGAGGUCACCUAGAUUCACUGUCCAGAGGCAAGCUGGUGCCUUUAUUAAGCAUGUUGAACUAGAUGACCCUUAAGGUACUUUCCAGCUGGACAAUUACAAUCCUGUGAUCUCCUUCCCGAGUCCUUUGGCCUCUGAGCUGUAAAACUAGAGCAAAACACGAAGACAUUGAAGGUUGCUUAGACAUAGGUAAAGCCAACAUUCUUCACCGUCAAGAGCAAAUCAAGGAAGAUCUUAGCCAAAAGCCUGAUGGGAGCUUUCUGCCUGUCCUGCUGCUAGCUGGAAGUCAGGGAAUACAGAGUGUUUCUGUGUGUUAUUAUUGUUCAGUAGUUUCAGUUGUGUCUGGCUCUUUGUGACCCCAUUUGAGAUUUUCUUGGCAA